GCCCUGGGUAGUUGCACCCGGUGAGCCUGAGAGAGCCGUGGGCGCUGAGACGCUGUAGGUGGCUCCCCCUGACCUCUAAAGAAAGAAAGAAAUUGGAGUCUGAGACUUGAGGCCCCAGAGAAACUGUAGACUGCCAGCAGGGGGCGAUGGCUGUGGCCCUGGGUUGUGCGAUCCAGGCCUCCUUGAAUCAGGGCUCGGUGUUUCAGGAAUAUGAUACUGACUGUGAAGUCUUCCGUCAGCGCUUCAGGCAGUUCCAGUACAAAGAAGCAGCGGGGCCUCAUGAAGCUUUCAACAAACUCUGGGAGCUGUGCUGUCAAUGGCUGAAGCCAAAGAUGCGUUCCAAGGAACAAAUCCUGGAGCUGCUAGUGCUGGAGCAAUUUCUAACCAUUCUGCCCAUGGAAAUAGAGACCUGGGUGAGGGAACAUUGCCCAGAGAAUAGAGAAAGAGUUGUGUCACUGAUAGAGGACUUACAGAGGGAACUUGAAAUACCAGAGCAGCAGAUCGAUAGCCAGGAAAUGUUCUUGGAAGAACUGGCACCAGUGGGAAUGGAAAACAUUCCACCAAACAUGCACCUGGACUCAGCCCCGCUCCAAGUGAUGGGAGCUGCCCCAGAGGCUGCAAUGGCAGAGGCGUGGAUGCCACAGGCAGGGCCUCAGGAGCUGAACUACACAGCUGCUGGGGAAUGCCAGCCCUUUCCAGACCCGGGAUAUCUAAUACCAAAGCUUGAUAUGAGCUUCCCAUUGGAGAAUAGAGAAGAGGAAUGGGUGAAGGAACUACAGGAGUCCAAAGAAAUUAAACAAUUACUUGACUCCAAAAUAGGUUUUGAGAUUGGAAUAGAAAAUGAAGAAGAUACUUCCAAACAGAAGAAACUGGAGAAUUUGUAUCCAUUUAUUGUCACUUUAGAGGGGAAUGCUCUCCAUGGUCCUAUUUUGCAAAAAGACUAUGGACAGUUAGAAAAUCAAUGGGAAACCCCCCCAGAGGAAUUACCCACAGAUAUAACAAAACUUGUCGAUUAUCAGAGCCCCUCCAUAGGAGAGAAACCUGAGAGCUCCAACGUAGAAGAACCUCUCAACCCUAGACCUCAUAAGAAAAAGAUUCCAGGAGAUAAACCUCACCGAUGUUCUCAAUGUGGAAAAUGCUUUGCUCGGAAGUCACAACUUACUGGACACCAGAGGAUCCAUUCAGGAGAGGAACCUCACAAAUGCCCUGAAUGUGGGAAAAGAUUCCUUCGUAGUUCAGACCUGUAUAGACACCAACGACUUCACACAGGGGAGAGACCCUAUGAAUGCACAGUAUGUAAAAAGCGAUUUACUCGGCGGUCACACCUUAUGGGGCACCAGAGAACCCAUUCUGAAGAAGAAACAUAUAAAUGCCUUGAGUGUGGGAAAAGCUUUUGCCAUGGAUCAAGUCUUAAAAGACAUCUAAAAACUCAUUCAGGUGAAAAACCUCAUCGAUGUCAUAACUGUGGGAAAAGUUUUAGUAGACUAACAGCCCUUACUUUGCACCAGAGAACCCACACUGAAGAGAGACCUUUUAAAUGUAAUUAUUGUGGGAAAAGCUUUAGACAGAGACCAAGUCUUGUUAUUCAUUUAAGAAUUCAUACAGGGGAGAAGCCAUACAAGUGUAGUCAUUGUUCUAAGAGCUUCAGACAGCGAGCAGGCCUUAUUAUGCACCAAGUCACUCACUUUAGAGGACUUCUUUAAGAAUUGUUAGGAAAAACAGGUCCUACAGAAAUUGACACUAACUCAAAAACAUCUUUACUACAACAGCCUGUUUGUCUUGGAAGAACCUUUUUGUUUUGGCUUAUAAGAACAGCUUUUUCCCUAUUUUUAAAACCAAACUUCCAAGGCAUAUGAGUUCAAGAGUAUCUACCCACCUACUCUUGUAACUUUCCUAGCUAGAUUUGAUUUGUUCUGUCUCCACAACUAUUAUUUUUUAUUACAAUGAAUUUUUUUGUGUGUUCUAAGCCAAUUGUAUCAUAAAUGUAAGUAUAAAUCAUAUAAAUGAUGACAGUCCUUUCCAGAGUAGGGUCAAUACAAUAGGUGAUCAUGUAUAUCUGACAUGUCUAUUAUAGCAGCACCAUAAUUAUUCUGCUGUCAUUAUUAAAGGUAAAUUAUAUUAGUUCAAAGUUUUAUCAUGUCCCAAGCAGAAAGAAAGGAGACAGUAGAUUUUGUCAAAAAAUAAAAACGUGUCAGGAGCACAAGGAUGAAGGUGGUGUUAUUUUCCUGGUAAGAACUGGGUUAUUUCCAUGGAAAUUUUUUGUUUAAAGAAGUUGGGAUUUUAACCUUUUCUUUUGAAUUAUGCAAAGUUUGAUAGUCCUCUUAGUUGGCUGUCUGUGGUGAUGCUACUUAGAGCUGAAUCUUAAUUUGAUGGUUUGUUUUGUUCACAAUAAGUAAGCCUAUGUGGAAGAAUCCACUUGACAACUGAAAUCCUACAAGUAGAAUUUCAUUUAAUUUAAACUGGCUAAGGAACUGGUGUCCUGAUUUUUUACUCUCCUUUGGCAUUCAACCACUUAUUUCUCAGUGCUUUAUAAAUUUUAUCCAUUCUUUAAUUCAGUGUUUCCUUAAGUGUGCACCACAGAACAAUUUGUUGUAUGAGAUUUUCUGCACAUAAGUUUGGGGAUCUCUUCCUUCUGUUCCCCUUUCUAGAUUCACAACUGCAGAACAGCUUUUGAGACUCUCUGAGAGGUCUCCAGUAAAGGGGAAAAAGCACCUUUUUUGGCUCAUUGUUUUGCAAAUCUAUUCGACCUCAGAACCAUUUUUCAUGCACACCCAAUAAUAACCCACAAAACUAGUAUUCUGCAAAUAUUCCUUGAAAAACACUGCCUUAAACAAAUAUUUCUAUGGCUAUCAGUAUAGUCUUGAUGUUAAUCCAGUUGUUUCAAGGGUGUUAUGAAAAGUUCUUUAAACAUAUAUACUUUUAUGUAAUACACACACACAUCAUUUUAAGGAGGUGAGGGGUCACUAAUUCAGGUAAUUUACAAGUUGCCCAGUGAUUCACACCCUCUUUGAAUUUUACUUAUAAUCAAAAUCUCUCUCUCUCUCUAUCUCUCGCUCGCUCACUCGCUCGCUCGCUCUCUUCCUCUCUCUCUCACUCAUAUACAUAUUGCUAUUUAUAUAAAUAUUCUCAUAUAACCGUGAUAGUGACUCAGAUUUCUGUAGCAAAGAAAGAAUUCUCUGUCAGUUAAAGCUGUUAAUACAUGAAAAUAUUCAUUCAGCCUAGUUCCUUGUUAUAAAAUACAAGCUAUAGGACAUUCAAGUAUUUUCCCUUAUAAAGAUACCAGUCAUCCUUUCCUUAAAUUAGAAUUAGGGAAAGUAUAUAUUUUUUCUAUUCCAUUGAAGUUCUUGGAAGUGAUAUUUAAUAUAAAUAUUUUUGAGGUAUCUACUAUGUGCCUAACAAGUCCUGUUCUAGGCUUAAUGGAAAUUAGUGAAGAAAUUAAUUCAUGGGUCAGGUUCAUAAAGAGUUUGUAAUAUCUUUAGUUAAACCAGAGUUGGGAAACAAAUAAACAAUGCAAGAGAGUUUGUAAUUAAAUGCCAAAUUAUAUCACAUGCUAAAGCCAGGAUGUGUCUUUAAUUCUUGUCAUCCAGGUCCCUGUAUGAUGCUGCUAUAAAUGUAGGGUUAAAAUUGAGAUCCCAGUAGCAAUAAACAUGUAACAUGGGAGGAGUCUGAAUGUAGAGAUGAAAAAUACCGAAUGUAAUGGCUUCUCUUUUCUCUCUUGUGGAAUUGCAUUCAAACCAGAACAGUGCCUUAAAAUGGAUGUGCCCAACUGUCUGUAUCUAUGCAAUACUUUAAUAAAAUGUAAAUGUGUAUGUUCUUCCUGCUUCAAUCACAUUAACUAUUUGUUUGAACAACUAAGAGCUGC
Talpa occidentalis (Iberian mole) is the source of this 3862-nucleotide messenger RNA. It is a transcript of the gene ZNF449, whose product is annotated as zinc finger protein 449. The coding region runs from base 147 to 1703 and encodes 518 amino acids. The record is from RefSeq and is a predicted model, not a curated record. The transcript has 5 exons. NCBI's taxonomy places the organism in Eukaryota, Metazoa, Chordata, Mammalia, Eulipotyphla, Talpidae. Gene Ontology annotation, biological process: regulation of transcription by RNA polymerase II. Gene Ontology annotation, molecular function: DNA-binding transcription factor activity, RNA polymerase II-specific; RNA polymerase II cis-regulatory region sequence-specific DNA binding.